AUGGCACCAAAAAGAAAAUCUAACAUAGUCCCCGUAAAUGCUACUUCAAAAAAAGGAUCGAAACAAUCUACAUCAAAAAAUAGAAGCUCAUUAAAUACAAUUGAAGCAAGAUCUAAGAAAGAUAAAUCCGUAGAGGAAAUAUUCUCAGACUCAGAAAAUGUCGCAGAAGAAAUUGAACAAGAAUUAACUAUAACAAAAAGAAGUUUACCUAAUACUGAAGAAGCAAGAUUUAAGAAAGACAACUUCGUGCUGGUAGUUCCCCCGGAAAUAGAAACUGUUGCAGAAGAAUCUGAACAAGAACAAAGUAUGUUGAGGAAAAGAAGCCUACCUAAUCCCGCUGAAGUAAGAUCUAAGAAAAAAAAAACUAUACGUGAGAUUCCCUCAGAAAUAAUAGAUUUAGAAACAGUUGCAGAAGGAUCUGAACAACAAGGGCAAGGUUUGUCAAGAUCAAACUGUUUGCUACAGAUAUUUAGAAAUGAAACUAACAGUCUUUUUAAACAAAAAGAAAAUUUACGUUUUUUCAAUGAAAUAACAAAUGAUAAUAUUCCUGCAUUAAUUCCAGAUCGUCCAAACAUCAGAAAUAAUUUAGAAUCGUAUACAGAAUUUGAAAUUGCCAAUUUUGUUGCGGAUCAUCCUUCAAUAUUGGAACUGGCUAAUAUUCUUAAAGAAUCUAAAAGCGUAACGGCUGGAAAUUCUGGAAAUUGCAAAUUGCCAGCUUUUUCUUUUCAGAAAGAAAAAGGUAUAAAUAACAAACUUUUGAUAGAAGAGCUUAAGCUCCUAUUUCUGAAGUGUCAAAAACCAAAUUCGCAUGUUUUUAAUGCGAUUAUUUGUGGAAUUUAUCCAGAUUUGAAGGAUAAACUUCAUCAGGAAACGGCAAAGAACAUUCAUCAUGAAUGCGUGCUAAAAAUAGCAGACUAUAGGCAUAAAUACGUGAAAAAAAUAUCUGAAAUGGUGAAUGCUUACAUAAAAAAUGAAGAAAAUGAUACAGUUGAAGAAUAUGUUGGCAAUUCUUGGCGGAAUAUUUUGUCUAUGCAUCUUCGUGCUAUUCAAAAAGAUGAAUUUGAAUCGUCAAAAGAUGAUCAAGAACAACUUAAAAAAUUUGUAAUAGAAUCAUUUAAAAUUGUUCAUAAUUAUGAACUAAAUAAGGAUGGUGCAGCCAUUGAUCCUCCAGGGGAUAUAAUUAAAAAAACUUUAGAUCGUAUUACUUUAGAAAUUAAAGUUCCUUCCGUAUCAAAGCAUAACAUUGUAAAUAAUCUAGAUCUCAAAAAACUACUUAGAUAA
Rhizophagus irregularis DAOM 181602=DAOM 197198 is the source of this 1281-nucleotide messenger RNA. RefSeq lists its product as uncharacterized. The record is from RefSeq and is a predicted model, not a curated record. NCBI's taxonomy places the organism in Eukaryota, Fungi, Glomeromycota, Glomeromycetes, Glomerales, Glomeraceae.